This is a messenger RNA of Paramisgurnus dabryanus, 14847 nucleotides long. It is a transcript of the gene srcap, whose product is annotated as Snf2-related CREBBP activator protein. The record is from RefSeq and is a predicted model, not a curated record. Gene Ontology annotation, biological process: chromatin remodeling. Lineage: Eukaryota; Metazoa; Chordata; Actinopteri; Cypriniformes; Cobitidae. Gene Ontology annotation, cellular component: Swr1 complex. Gene Ontology annotation, molecular function: DNA binding; ATP hydrolysis activity; ATP binding.
GUAUCCGUCUCAGAAGUCUGCAGACAGUGCAGCGCGCGCUGAAGCAAAUCUCGCGAGAAGUCGAUUUGCUCCGCAACUUGGCUAUCAGUCGUUCGUUCCUCCAUUUCGCUGCGUCGAAAGUCUCCUCCCCGCAACCGCUAGAUUCAGCGAUCCCGAAACCAGUCUCUCUCGGACCGUUCUUUAACUUGAUACUACGAUCCUGCCAGUACCUCAUUGGGUACCGAGAGGCAGUUUGGAACCCACUCGUCACGGAUUGAGUACGAUUUGAAGCGGAUGGUGACUCCUUUAGCGAGAAUUUAGUAAAAGAAAAGUGCUCGGAAAUUUCAGAUGCAGUGGUACUCCUGAUUUCAGCAUCCUGGAAGUGGAAAUCACAGAACAGACUGGUCCUUCAUCACAUACAGGUUUACUGUGUGGCAGCGGCAGUUCUGAAGCAGGACAGUCUGGGGAAGAGGCGGUGCAACAACGCACCUGUCCGGCAGUGGCUGUGCUGGGUGGCACCUCCGUGGCUGCGCAGAAUGUGGCCGGGCCACCCCAGCAUGCCCUGCAGCCAGUCGCAGCUGCCCCUCUAUCACCAUCAACGGCUGACAUUUCCACUGGAUCACAGCAGCAGAAAGGAGACUCAAAGGCCGCAAAUAAAAAACAGACCAUUGCUGAUACUCAAAGAAAUAGCAGCACCAAGAAACCAGAGGAUAUAUCAACUUUGCAUCACAAAAAAGAAGCUGUGCAAAGAGGACUGGUGUCAGCUUCCGUUGAAACCUUACAAAAGCUUACGAACACAUCGGAGGAUCAGACUCCCACAGACAGACUUUUUGAGAGUGGGGCGGAUACCAUUACAAAAAAACAAGUUUUGCUUUACGGGUGUAAGACAAGCCUUGCACAUAUGGAGGCCGAUAGGGCGGAGCAAUCCACCACAGGCCACUGCCAGGAUUGGAGUCAACACCCUGGAGAUUCAGGGGCUUUCUCUUCCCCUAAUGAGACUGACAAGGGAUCCUUGCCAUCAGAGACAAUCAAGCCCAAUUUCCAGGAGAAAACAUCUGGAAAGCACACACCUGGAGAUAGCACUCAUGCCCCAAGCAUUGAAGUCAUCCCAGCCGUUUCAAGUGCAGUUAAUCAACACAGAGACAUUGUGCAGUCUCAAACAACUCCCUAUUUUCAGACAAAUCAGAUCGUCCGGUCAUCCGAGUUUACCGUCCCACAGGGUGAAAAUACAACAAAAUCAGAGAACCAAGCUAGUGCACAAAAUGACUCUAAGAAGCCUAUGGAAAACAUCACGCAAGACCUACCUAACACAAAGGAAGGUGGCGUUAGUACAGCUACAAAAGCAGCAGAUGGAAAAACACAAGGAUUUAGUGGAAGUUCUCUCUGUUCAGCAUACACAUCAUCAAAACAAGGAGGACCUUACUCUGAAGAGCACAUUACCCCUGACAAGGGAAACCGCAUGUCAGACGUCUCGGAUGAGGACUACAGUAACAGAAAGCAGGAGUCUGAACUCGCAGCUGCUACUCAAAGAUCAACCCUUCCAAAUGCAAGCCCACUUCAUGAACAGACUGUCUUGCCUGCCCCAUCUGAAAAUACUCAGUGUGCACAAAAGCUUAUCCCGUUGUGUAAAACCCCUCAAAUUUUAGGUAAUGCGAUAAGUGCAGGGAAAGGACAAUGCAACGAGAACCUCCCUGUAGAUGGAGAGCUGUGUUCUAACUUGGCUGCUAAGGAAGUAUUUCAUGACAUUUCUAUUGAUGAACCAAAGCUGUCUGGGGAUGGGGCAUGCACUGGCCAUGUACAAGUCCCUAUAGUGAAUGAAAGGUCACCGGUCCUGGCUUGUGGCUCAUCAGAUAUGGUUUUCAAACAGAAUGACAGUGCCAAACAUUUAGAAAUAUCCAUGUCCUCAACUCGCCAACAGGACGGGAGCAUUCUGCUCACACACACAGCGAACUGUGUGGCGUUAGAGGGCCUAGAAUCAGAUCAGUCAAAUCUGUCUGAGGCCAGCAUUGACUGUGUGGUCCAACAAGUACAACAGUGCAUUCCUGCAGAGCAUAAACUUUCACAGAUACAGAUAUGCUUAAACGAAACGGCAGAAGUUGUGAAUGUGGAGGAGAGACAGCAAGAGGGGGCCGAGGUUCUGUCCGAAAUAAAUGCUGUUGAGAUGAAAGAUUUGAUUGAUGUAGGAAUUUUAAUGCAGCCAGAUAUGGAGGAUACCUGGCUGGUUGUAAGUGAAAUAGAUGGCCAGUGUGAGGGCACCGAGGAGGUGCUGGAGGCCAGCACGGAGUCUCUGGUGCAGUGCACUGAAUCCCAGUCAGCUGUUGCUGUAUAUGAAUGCACUGUGCCCUGCUUUACCUCAGCUGCCAUACAUGGUGACGUUAAGCUGCUGCUACCUGAAAAUGAAGAGGAAGAACAAGCUCCUGAACCAAUGGAAACAUUGGUGCAAGAGUUCACAACUCAAUUCUCACAAAUUCAUAGUAAUAUAGACACUCAAAGCUCAUCUAAUCCUAAUACUCUACAACUCACAGAAGAGUUAACCAUCAUGGCAUCCGCGCAAACAGAAGGAUCUGUAAUUAUAAAGCAAAGUGAUACACACCCCCAUGAACUUGCAAAGACACCAACAGGGUUGACGUCCACUCUAAUGGGCAAUACACUUGGGUCUAUGCGAGAUCAACAAGAGACUGUUGUGGUAAUGGAAAAUACACAAGAUGCGUCAUUAGUUUCAUUGCCUUGUGGCACAAUUGAUCCCAAGAUACUUAUCCUAAAAAAGGGUGAAAACCCUGUCCUUAAACACCCUUCUUCCCUGUCUGCUAGAGGAUCAACCAAGCAGAACUCACCUGUCCAUUCCGGAAACCCCAUUGAGUCAUUUAAAGCUUCGGAGUGCCUUGUUAAAACUGAUGCAACUGAAGACACUUUGCAUGAUAACACCUCCACCACAAAAGAGGAUGUCACAUUACCUAGAGACUUGAUCACACCAUCGCAGUCCUCUCAGACGGUUUCAACUUCUAAUGUACUGUUGCAGCAAAACUCAACUAGUUCUCAGUGGUCUGACAGGAAUCUUCCAAAUGAAUCCACUGCUAACACCUUAUCACAAAGCCUUCUUCCUUUGUCUUCUGGGGAUGAGUGGGGUACUGUAUCCAAUGUUAUGCCACAGAAUAGGUCUAAACAGUCUCUUGCCAGCACACCUUGUCAAGAUGCGAUGUCUUUGGGAGGUGAACUGGAACUGGAGCAGUCACCAGAUGAACGCUUGUCAACAACCCAGCACAGCAUAUUGGAGCCACUUGAUGCUUCCAUAGAUGAAAGCAGUGAUGGAGAGGCAGACAGUUCAAUGGAGGUUCAGAAUGAUGACAGCAACGCUAUGCCCAGUCCAGCACCUAAUAAGCAUGGGCAGAGCAGGACAGGCAGACAAGGGAUUUUAUUGAAGGUUUGCCAGUGGAUUGCAGGCAAGGUCGCAUCAGGCUCAACCCCUUCCACCUCCCCUGUUCCUUGUCCGUCUCCUUCAUCUAGUGACUGGAUACGUUCCCACUCGGAUAGAGCCUCACCUGUGCGAAGCUCUUAUGGCAAAAACACACCCUCCACUUCCUCCCAGGGUUCUGGUGGCGGAUCUCAGUCAGAGCAAACCAACACCCCAAAAUCUCGCUCAGAGAAGCAUACAGAUAUGGCAGAACUGGCAAAACAUGAAGCAGAAAUAGAACAUCGCACUCUUGCACUAAAACGUGAAGGUUACUGGUCCCUUAAGCGCCUGUCUCGCAUACCAGAACCAGUACGACCCAAAGUCCAUUGGGAUUACCUGUGUGAGGAAAUGCAGUGGCUUUCUGCAGACUUUGCUCAAGAAAGACGAUGGAAAAGAGGAGUAGCUCGAAAAGUAGUACGGAUGGUGAUGCGCCAUCAUGAGGAGCUUAGACAGAAGGAAGAGCGAGCGAAGCGUGAAGAGCAAGCCAAGCUAAGGAGAGUUGCUUCUUCCAUUGCCAAGGAGGUCAAAGCUUUCUGGAACAACGUUGAGAAGGUGGUCCAGUAUAAACAACAAUCCAGACUGGAGGAGAAGCGGAAGAAGGCUCUAGAUCUCCAGCUGGAUUUUAUUGUGGGUCAGACUGAGCGUUACUCUGAUUUGUUAAGUCAGUCGCUGCACGCCGAUCCAGCACACAGUUCAGACAUCAUUGCUCCAUCCAAGCAAUCACAGCAGAAUACUGUUGAUGAGGAUGAUAGAGACUUUGAGCCACCGUGUGAAGAGGAGGAUGAUGAAGAGACUAUAGAGGUGGAGGAGCAGCAAGAGGGAAAUGAUGCAGAGACACAGAGGAGAGAGAUAGAGUUACUGAGACAGGAGGGCACUCUGCCUCUGGACCAGCUGCUUAGUACCUUAACUAUGCCCCAGGAUGUUGAGUCAGAACAUGAACCCUCAGAUGCUACCUCUUCCACAGUUGAGGAUGAAGACAAAGAAUUCAGUGCUAAUGAAGAAGAUGCGGAAGAUGAAGAGGACACCAUUGCAGCUCAGGAAAUCAUUGAAGGAGAUGGAGAUCAUGCAGACGAACUUGAUGACCUUAAUAGAGAGGGGGAGAUGAGCAUGGAAGAGCUCCUAGAAAAAUACAGAGGAGCGUAUGCCUCUGAUUUUGAGGAACCCUCAGCUUCCGCAUCUCCAGACUCCUCAGAAGAAUCAGAGGGCACUGAAGAGGAGGCAGAUGAAGAGACAGAAGGAGAGGACAGUAUUGAUGAGAGCAGCUCAUCCUCAGAUUCCCAAGAGGCUGUAGAUAGUGAUGAAGAUGUUGAAGAGGAUACGGAUGUGGGUAGUGAAGAGGAUGAGGAGGAGGAUGGUGACGACGAUGAGGAUGUAGGUGAGGGAAUGGAGGUUCUUCUGCGAGAGGGAGAUCAUAGUCCCCCUGUUCCUACUUCUCCUCGACCCAAGAAAGAGAUCAGUCACAUUGCUGCUACCGCGGAGAGUCUUCAACCCAAAGGAUACACACUGGCAACAACAAAGGUCAAAACACCAAUUCCUUUCCUGCUUCAUGGUACAUUGCGUGAGUACCAGCACAUUGGACUGGACUGGUUGGUUACCAUGAAUGAGAAGAAACUUAAUGGCAUUCUUGCCGAUGAAAUGGGACUUGGCAAAACCAUCCAGACUAUUGCACUGUUGGCUCAUCUAGCUUGUGUAAAGGGCAAUUGGGGUCCACAUCUGAUCAUUGUACCCACCAGUGUAAUGCUCAACUGGGAGAUGGAGUUGAAACGUUGGUGCCCAGGAUUCAAAAUUCUCACCUAUUAUGGUAGCCAGAAGGAGCGCAAACUCAAGAGACAGGGCUGGACCAAACCCAAUGCUUUCCACGUCUGCAUCACCUCAUAUAAGCUUGUGCUGCAAGAUCAUCAGGCUUUUCGGCGUAAAUCCUGGAGGUACCUUAUUCUGGAUGAAGCCCAGAAUAUUAAGAACUUUAAGUCUCAGCGCUGGCAAAGUCUGCUCAACUUCAACAGUCAGAGGCGGUUGUUGCUCACAGGUACCCCUCUCCAAAACAGUCUAAUGGAGCUGUGGUCUCUUAUGCACUUUCUCAUGCCGCACGUUUUCCAGUCCCAUCGUGAAUUUAAAGAGUGGUUCUCCAACCCACUCACUGGCAUGAUUGAAGGGAGCCAGGAGUACAACGAGGGCUUAAUCAAACGGCUUCACAAGGUGUUAAGACCCUUUCUGCUGCGCCGAAUCAAAGUAGAUGUGGAAAAGCAAAUGCCCAAAAAGUAUGAGCAUGUGGUGCGGUGUCGACUCUCCAAAAGACAGCGUUUUCUCUACGAUGACUUUAUGGCACAGGCCUCGACACGAGAGACUUUGGCCAGCGGCCAUUUUAUGUCUGUGAUCAACAUCCUGAUGCAGCUGCGGAAAGUGUGUAAUCACCCCAACCUGUUUGAUCCGAGACCCAUACACUCUCCCUUUAUCACAAAACUCAUCGUCUAUUCUACUGCCUCACUGGUUCAGCGGGCUCUUGAGACCUCACCUUUUGAGCGCUGUGAUUUGUCCUUGUUUGACCUCGUUGGUCUGGAGCAACGUGUAUCUCGAUACCAAGCAGAUGUUUUCCUGCCUCAGAGAAAAGUGACACGUCAGCUUAUUCAGGAAAUCAUGGAGUCCCCUGAUCCUCCUCCCAGACCAAAGCCUGUUCGCAUGAAGGUCAACAGAAUGCUCCAGCCACUUCCUAAGUCUGAUGGGCGUUCAGCAGGAAAUACUCCACGACCCUCGUGCCCAACCACCACCACUGUUGCUCAGGCACCAAAGCCUCCCCUAAUCACAGAGGUUGCCCCUUCUAAGGCUACUUCCCAGCCAGCAGCUCCAGUUUGUCCUGUUUCUCCUGUCACUGCUCCAAAAGCCCCAGUGGCUCCAAGCAGCACCCCUUCUGUAACUGCAGUCAGGCCUCCAGCACCUCAUCCAGUGACUAUACGCGCCUCGGCCCCCACUAGCAUCCCAGCUGUGACCACUCCCACUCAACCAUCCAGCAACCUCAUGACUCAAAGAGUUCUGCUCAGCCCAGAUAUGCAAGCUCGGUUGCCAUCUGGGGAGGUGGUGAGUAUUGCUCAGCUAGCCUCUCUUGCUGGCCGGCCUGUGUCAUCAUCUCAGGGCAGUAAACCAGUCACCUUCCAGCUUCAGGGCAACAAGCUCACACUCUCUGGGACUCAGCUACACCAAGUCCCUGUGCCUCAAUCACGCCCCAUCCAAGGAAAUGUAAUGCAUCUGGUUUCCAGUAGUGGGCAGCACCACCUUAUUAGUCAGCCAGCUCAGGUGGCAGUUCUUCACACAGUUAGUCAGUCAGUUAGCAGCUCAGCAAUUCCUCACCCAAGCAGCACAACCCCAACCUGCUCUGGACUAGCAGUACCUUUCACCGCUACUCAAGUUCCAACAUCUAUGAUAAGUGGGCCUGGAAUUGUAAAGAUUGUUGUUCGCCAGUCAGCAAGUAAAGAGCCCAGUUUAGUCCCCACUUUGGCUGUGCCUCCUUCUCCUCGUCCUGCCGGUCCUCGCCCUGCUCCUCCUCAAUCGAUUACCCUGCAUCCUCAUGGCACACCAAACCCAGUUCUCAGAGCACCCGCUUCAUCACAGCCUCCACCCCGGCCUCCAGUUUAUGCUGCUCCACCCCGAACUGUUGCUUCAUCCCAGACUCCGCCCCCUCGGCCUGUGUUAAGAGUGAUACAGGCACCAACACCAAAUCCAGAACCAGUAGCAAAGGUAAAUUCAUCUUCAGGGCGUGAAGACACGCAUAGUGAAGUAGUUACUUUGCGUAUGAGCGCUCCCAAGCCAGCAUCUUCGUCUCAGAGCAGCGUAUCAACAUCCCAGCGCCCCCGCAUUCAGCCUCUGCCACCCCCACCACGAUCUCCUUUCUAUAUGUCAUGGCUCGCAGACAGUCGUAAGGGUCAAAGAGAUGACACAAUCUCUCGAAUCAUUCGCAUCAACGAGCUACACUCCAGUGCUAAGCCUGUGUAUGGCCGUGAGGUGUUGGACUUCCUAACCUUCCUCCCAGGACUUCAACCACUCCCAGCACGUCCUGUUCUAGGCAGGUGGAGUUACUCGGGGUACAGCUCCUGCCUCACUGCCCAAUCACAGCAUACUCAUAGCUUCCUGGAAAAGAGCGAAGCCCUGAAAGAAGUCAUCCACAACUCAGAAGAAAGGCUUCAACUUCUCAAAGAAGUUAUAGAAAGGUUUACUUUUGUUAUCCCUCCAGUGGAGGCGAAACCUAUAACAAUGCACAGCUGCCACCCACCUCCCUCUCUCAGACAUCAGCAAACCCACUUAUCUUCGACUCUAUCUGCCCGUCUCUCUCCGCUUACUCGCAAUCUGCAUCGCAUCCAGUGUAACAUGAGGACACAUUUUCCUGACUUGAGGCUUAUUCAGUAUGAUUGUGGUAAACUGCAGACACUCCACCUUUUACUUAGAACGUUGAAGGGAGGAGGGCACAGAGUCCUCAUCUUCACUCAGAUGACACGCAUGUUGGAUAUCCUUGAGCAGUUCCUUAACUACCAUGGGCACAUCUACCUACGGUUGGACGGGAGCACGCGCGUUGAGCAGAGACAAGCUCUGAUGGAACGGUUCAAUGCAGACCGCCGCAUAUUCUGCUUCAUCCUAUCCACUCGCAGUGGAGGUGUGGGUGUUAACCUGACUGGGGCAGAUACAGUUGUGUUCUAUGACAGUGAUUGGAAUCCAACCAUGGAUGCCCAAGCUCAAGACAGGUGCCACAGAAUUGGACAGACAAGAGAUGUCCACAUCUACAGGCUAAUCAGUGAGCGUACAGUUGAAGAAAAUAUUUUGAAAAAGGCCAAUCAAAAGAGGAUGUUGGGGGAUAUGGCUAUUGAAGGUGGAAACUUCACCACCGCCUUUUUCAAGCAGCAAACUAUUAGAGAGUUGUUUGAUUUGUCAGAAGGAGAGAGGAAAGAUGCUGAGUCAAGUGUGCCUCAGUCAGAAGAUGAGGAGUCCAUCAAUAAACAACAAACCACAAUUUUGGAACAGGCCCUUUGUCGUGCAGAGGAUGAAGAGGAUAUAGUGGCUGCAUCUCAGGCUAAGGCUGAGCAGGUGGCUGAGCUUGCAGAGUUUAAUGAGAACAUCCCUCUCGAAGAUGGUGACAGCAGAGACCAGGAAGAGGAGGAGCUCUCCAAGGCAGAGCAGGAAAUUGCUGCUCUUGUUGAACAGCUCACUCCAAUAGAACGGUAUGCCAUGAAUUUCCUUGAGGCCUCCCUUGAAGACAUUUGCAAGGAGGAGUUGAAGCAAGCAGAGGAACAGGUUGAGGCUGCAAGAAAAGGUUUGGAUCAGGCAAAGGAAGAAGGUCUGAAACUGCAUCAGUCAUCUGACAGUGAUGAUGAUUCUAUAACUCACAGUAAUGAGGAACCAACUCCUGCACGCCGACCUCGAAAACACAAAGAAAAGGGUGCUCCUUCAACAAGGGUCAGUGGCAGGCUUAGAGGGACACCUGCUGAUGAUAUAUCCUUAUCAAGGCUAUCUCCAGAUAGGGAGAGAGGCAGGAGGGGGGCAUUAAUGAACUCUACACCUCAACAAAGAGAAGUACCUGACAAAGGCAAGAGUCUGCGAGGGCGAGGGGCAACCAAAGAAUCUCUGUCACCCACGUCAUCAGAAAACCAGAAACUCCAAACCAACCAGCAGUUUUCAGAUUCAGCUACUGUUUCCCCUACUCUGCAGUGUUCUGACCCAAAAAGCAUAUAUGUGCCAUCCCCCCACCAACAGGCCAACUCCCCAUUAAGCUCAGUGCCUUCAACCCCUGCAUCUUCUGCAAUAGACAGAAGCUCUGGUGGGCAUCAGUCCUUAUUAUUGGCUGUUAACAAAGAGGACAAUGAAGAGCAUAUGGCAGAGGCACUAUCUGAUACUGUGCAGCAUAGCAAGAGAGAUAGAACAGUAUCUGCAUCAUCAGACUCUAUCUGUUCUCCUGAGCAUCAGUCUGAACAGGAUGGUCAGCUGUCCCUUUCUCCUACUAUGACAUCACCUAACUCUCGCUCACCACGAAAGCGGCAAUCAGCUGAAAGAGAGAUUCUCAAGGGCCUACCAGAAGAUUCUCCAUCAGCCAAGGUUCUUCGAAAGCUACCAGGUCGCCUUGUCACUGUGGUGGAAGAUAAAGAGCCAAGGCGGAGAAGGCGCGGCGCUAGUGGAAGUGGCGGAGCACAGACUGAGGGUUCAUCGGAGGAGACCGAACAGGCAGAGCUAGUACAAGAGACAGCUUCUCACUCUUCUGAAGCAGUUGGUCAAACUUCUAAGGACUCUAUUUCCAAAUCAACACCAACAUCCUUGGCUUCCUCCCCACCACCACGUGAGCAUGAUCAGGUCUCCUCUUCAUCACAGUCUAGUCCAGGGAAAGGCCACCCCCCGUAUUCUCCAACACACCAUUCACCAGACAUGCCUGUCCUGCGAAACCUACCUGUACGACGGCAGCUGGAAAUAGAGUCUCGAAUGGCUGCACAGUUAGGAGAACAGUUUGUUGGAAGAGGUCGUGGGUUAGGAUGGAGAUCUGCCUUGUCACCCAAAAAACAAAAAGCUAAUUCCGAUAGGGAUAGUGCAGCAAACUGUCCUGCUCCAAGUGACUCAAAUGUGAAUAAUCCUGUACCACUGAAACGCAAAAGGGGCCGACCUCCUAAAAUACCACAAAGGGGUCCAGACUUGCCACAACAAAAGAUACCUGUAACCCAGAAAACAAGUCCUGAACAGAGUCCCCCUGUCUCACCAAAACGUAAAAGAGGUCGUCCCCGUAAAGAUUCCACAACAAGUACAGCUAUAACUUGUAUUGUGGGACAACAAGAACAAUUACCUACAAGCUCAUCUCCAUCUACUACUACUGUGGGAAUUCUUUUAUCCCAAGAGCCUAAUUUGCCAGUGUCAAAUGCUAUGCCUGUGACUUUGCCCACUGUAAGCCAAACUCCAUCCACAAACUCUCCUACAGUCAACCCCACUUCACCCUCAAAUGUUGCUUUAUCAUCUGAACCAGAUUUACAAACAAACCAGACCACUACAUCUGUUUUAUCAUCUUCCAUGCAUGGGGACUCUCUAAAUAAGUCUUCGUCAGAACUCUCACAUGGUGGUACCAGACACGCCAGUUCGAACCCCAUAACUGCAUGCACAGAUUCUCAAACAAGUACACACCAGACUCAAUCACACAGCACUUCUACAGCAUGUGUCUCCCCAAAACAGACCAACACAACUUUGCUUCCUACACUACAACUUCCUAGUGAUCUCACAGAACCUUCAGCUAAUACAAUUUCUAUCCAAGCCCAACAGCAUACCUUUACACCUGUCCUUGAUCAGAGCAGUGAAAUCGCAGUUUCUUCAGAACCUUUGACUGAUGUAGAAACUAAAGUAAAUACACUCACCACUAAUGAGAGCAUAGACUCAAAUAUGCAGAUUGAGACGACUUCACAAUCCUUCGAUGAAGUGUCUCUUCAACCUUUGACUGUGACAGGCAUAGAUAUAGAAACUGAAGUAAAUUCACUCACCACUAAUGAGAGCAAAGACUCAAAUAUGCAGAUUGAGACGACUUCACAGCCCUUAGACAAAGUGUCUCUUCAACCUUUGACUGUCACAGGCAUAGAUGUAGAAACUGAAGUAAAUUCACUCACCACUAAUGAGAGCAAAGACUCAAAUAUGCAGAUUGAGAUGACUUCACAACCCUUAGACAAAGUGUCAACUUUGACUGUCACAGGCAUAGAUUUAGAAACUGAAGUAAAUUCACUCACCACUAAUGAGAGCAAGGACUCAAAUAUGGAGAUUGAGACGACUUCACAACCCUUAGACAAAGUGUCUCUUCAACCUUUGACUGUCACAGGCAUAGAUUUAGAAACUGAAGUAAAUUCACUCACCACCAAUGAGAGCAUAGACUCAAAUACAGAGAUUGAGACCACUUCACAACCCUUAGACAAAAUGUCUCUCCAUUCCUCUGUAGAGCACAUUUGUGAUACAGAUUUACCUUCUACUUCCCCAAAUCAGUCAUCUAGCCAACAUUUAUCUGUACCUUCUUUGACUUCUGUAACUGAGCUAGAAUCUGAAUCGGAACCUGUUGUUACACCUACUGUGUCAACAGAUGUCCAACUGACCAUCCCUAUGUCUGAUCAAACAUCUGUUUCCCCCUCACAAUCUCAGACCACACCCAUCCAAACAGCUGUACAUUGUACACAUUCUUCACUUGCACCAAACCAAAUUCCCUCCACUCCUAAUCCAACAACAGCAGAUUCUUUGUCCACAUCCAACUAUAAAGAUACAGAUUCUUCUCAACCCCAAGACAUGCCAGCUAAGAGCAUGGAUAAAAAUCAAGAAGACCAAAACCCACCAAAUCCGGAGGCAGUUGAGAAAACAGAAGAAAUUGAAAUUGACAGUGUUGGUGAAGAUGAUACGGAAGAAAAAGACACCCUCUCAUCUCAGCCAAAAAGAAGGAAAAUUGAUAGUUUGCCAAAGGAACAGACACUCAAUGCCUCUGAACUGCCAGCAGCAAUCUUAGAUGUUGAGAUCCAUGAUGCUCCCAAGAAUGAUGGACCUGAGAAGCCAUCAGAAGAGGACAGUCAUAAAGAGGACAGAGAAACCAGAACUUUGGCUAAAAAACGAAACAUCAGUAGACAGAGCAGCCAGGAGUCAAUACGUUCCUCUUCCCCAUCUUCUGUAUCCUCCUGUGGUACGAGAUCAUCCAGGUCCAAAAAGAGUGGAGAGGGUAGAAGACCUGUGAAAAGGAAACGAGAAGAUACAAAGUCUGAAAAAGAGAAAAAAGAGGAGGUGUCUGCACAAAAACACCAGUCUAAAUCUUCAUCCUCCUCUUCAGACUCUGAGGACUCUAAUAGCAGAAACCGACGUCUAACAAGAUCAGCCCAAAGAAAGCUGGGUAAUGAUGAGAAGGUUGUUAGCAAUGAUAAGAGCAAUAAAAGACAAAGAGUUAGGUCAGAUAAGAAGGGUCAGAACACCAACACCACAGAUGGGGAGUCCAGUGGAGAAGCAAAUUCUAGAAAAACACGAAAAUCCACAAUUUCACAAUCCAACACUUCAACGUCCUCUGAACCUGAGGUACUGGGCAAACGCUGUUCGGCCCUUAAUGCUGCAGCCAAGCUUUUGGCAAUGAGAGGAAGAGGACCAGAUACACCUGGCCCCAGCCCUAAAAUGAAGGCUGCUGGACAGCAAAGUAAACAACAGCCUUCUGAAAAAAGCAGUAUGCCUAAAGCCAAAACUGGUCUGGAUUCUCCCAAGACAUGCAACAGUAAAGCAGGGACUGGCAGACAAACCCCCAAUCAGUCAACCGAAUCACCUCAGUCCUCUUCUGCUGCCCGAUCCACCCGGCAGCGGCCAGGCAGCCUCGUUCCUCCCUUGGAAUCUGAGAGAGUUAAAAAAGACGAGAAGAAAAAGACAUCUGAUUCCAAGGAAGAAUGUGAAGAGGAGACGAGAGAAACUAGGUCUUCAAGAGGCCAUAGUGCCUGCAGUAGCAUAAGCAGCGAAAGAAGACCAGGCAGCAGUAGAAGUCGAAGCAGCAGCAACAGCAGCCAGCGUACCCACAGUCUAAGUUCACAGAGUACGGAGCCUCCCCGCCUCCGUUCCAGAGCACCCUCUUCUGGUAGUGAUACAGAGAGAGGCAAAAGUAUUAAGAGGAAGAGUGAGGGAGGAAGAGGCAGAAAGAGCAGGCGAGAGAAGAGGCCUGAGAAACCUGAACUUCUUGCAGGAUCAAGUGAUGGGACUCCUGACAGGGUUCUCAGGAGUGUAGCUGCCCUGGCAGCAGCUCAGGCACGCCCUCCAGCUAACAACACACGCUCUUCAUCCACCCAAAACCGGCACUCCAAGACGUGAUGAGGAGAUGAGAAAUGUUCUUUAAAUGUAAACAGAGAAAGGAGAAUGGCCAGGUUUUAUGGAUUCAAGGAAAGGGGAUCAAUUUCAUUAAAGGCCAUAGUUUAGCUGUAUAAGAGAGACAGAAGAUCUUUUGCACAUUGGGAUUAGAUAUGACCUCGCCUUUGCCCUCUCAGCUAUUUUAAGUCAAGCCAUUUACAUUGUGGAAAGGGUCUAUAGAAGUGGGACAAUAAUGAUGAAGAAUUAGUCAUCUGUGACAAAUGUGUCCUAAUAAUUUGAGUUAUAAUGGGAUCUUUUACCCUACCACAGAGACUUUAAAACGUCAAAGUAGCUGGGCAAGAGGCAAGAUUUAUUAUUUGUUCACACUAUGUACUGUAAUCAUAAAGACUGGAAUACUAUGUGAAGUGUUGGAAGAUUGGUCACAUAGAUUGUACUCUUUUACAAAGCGUGCUGCAAACGGUAUUGAUGAGAAAGAGAUUCAUUAAUGCUACAUUUAAAUGAUUUAGUGGGAAUUGUACAAUUGUAAAGUUUUUAGACUGUUGCAUUCUGGAUAAUGUUUGUCAGCUGUUUGGCUAUUGUUUGUUUCAAGUCAGUUGAUAAAUUAAGAAAAUUAUAUAUCUUCCAGGGUAUGAAGAAGAGGGCAGGUCUAUAAAUGUUUUUUUUUUCUGUUUUUUUGGGGGGGUGGGGGCUGCACUAUGCUGGAGUUACUAUUUGCUUAGAUCACCUGUCUUGUGUAUUGUUUCAGUCCAUAACUUUUAAGUUCUUCUGCUGCCUGCUUUUCCAGUUUGCACAUGUAAAAUGUCCCAGUUUUUGGAGUGCAUAGGUGAUUUAGAUUAUUUUCCCCCAAGGACAUCAUCUUGUCAAUAGAUCUUUAUUGGUACCUCAUGCUGCAUUUUGUAAGCUCUAAUGUUGUAUCUCUUGAGCUUGUGAUAAAUCUUGAAAUUUGCUUGUCAUUUGCUUUACAGCAGUUCAGAAAUUGGAGACAUCCUGUUGCAAUUUUUCUUCACUUUUUCCCAGUGUUAGUCAUUUAUAAUCAUCUUUACACAUUAAAUUGUAUUGAGUUUGAUAAAAUGAGAGUGCCUGUUGAUCUACACAAGGAUCCAUGUUAACAUAUAAAAGUUUGGACAUCUGUAGCGCUUUAAGUGUACCGUUACCGUAAUGGAUGGCAUUUUUAUGAUGAAGGGUGGAAAAGUGUACGGUUUUCCACUUUUCAUCAUAAAAACGCAAUCUCUGUUCAAGUGCAACCAAAACCUAAAAUCAGUUCUCCAGUGAAAAUUGCUUCUGUCAGCUAUUUUUAUUUCUGGAGUAUUGGUCCUUUCUUUUUGGGGGACUGAUGCUGUGUAGGUAGGAGAGACUUUAAAAAACCUCUUUAAGAGGAAUAUCUUAUACUUUGCCACACAUUGGCAGUCAAGUGAGUUGUAAGCUGGCUUUCUUUACCCUUUUUGGACAGAGUCGUUUGGGGUAUUAGAAGAAUAUGGUGAUGGUCUUAUUUUCAUUUUGAUUUGUCUCUUCUAAUUUGUAACAUUCCUUAUGUUCCCUUGAAAUUCCACAUUGUUUUACUUGAAAGAUUGAAACAAAAGAGUUGAAUAAAAAGAUCAAAAAUGCACAAA